This is a messenger RNA of Sporisorium graminicola, 426 nucleotides long. RefSeq lists its product as uncharacterized. The record is from RefSeq and is a predicted model, not a curated record. Gene Ontology annotation, molecular function: actin binding; Arp2/3 complex binding. Gene Ontology annotation, cellular component: actin cortical patch. Lineage: Eukaryota; Fungi; Basidiomycota; Ustilaginomycetes; Ustilaginales; Ustilaginaceae. The transcript has 3 exons. Bases 1 to 426 code for a protein of 141 amino acids. Gene Ontology annotation, biological process: actin filament debranching; negative regulation of Arp2/3 complex-mediated actin nucleation.
AUGGCGUCGAGCAGCACGAUCGACAUUCCCAGUGUGGUGCUGGACAAGGUCAAGAAGUUCCGAUUGACGCCGUCCAAGUCGCCGAUCACAGCGCAGGUGUACAAGAUCGACAAAAAGACGCUGACGCUCGAGCUGGAAGAGGAGCUGCUGACGGGCCUGCAGAGUGUCGAGGAUCUCAUCGAAGAGCUGCCCGAAAACUCCCCGAGGUUCCUCAUCGUCAACUACAAGCUCCAGCACCGCGACGGCCGCGUCUCCUACCCGCUGUUCCUGCUCUACUGGGCCCCACAAACAUCCUCGCUCGACCAGUCGACACUGUACGCGUCGGCGCUGAGCAACUUCAGCGUCAAGGCCGACGUCGCCAAAGUCGUCGAUGUCCGCGAGGGCGAGCUGAGCACCCAGCAGCUCGACGAUCGCCUGGGCGCCUGA